Messenger RNA from Guillardia theta CCMP2712, 1122 nucleotides. RefSeq lists its product as hypothetical. The transcript is spliced from 14 exons. Bases 1 to 1122 code for a protein of 373 amino acids. NCBI's taxonomy places the organism in Eukaryota, Cryptophyceae, Pyrenomonadales, Geminigeraceae. The record is from RefSeq and is a predicted model, not a curated record.
AUGGCAAACAAGAAUCAAUGGCCGAAGCUUGUGGAGCUCAACGAGGUUGUUCCCGCGGAUCGAAUGGCAGAAGAUCAGCUCCGCAGAAAGAUCCAACUUGCUUCCGACAUCGGGACAGGGGGCAUCCUGAGGAACCCGUUAUACUCUGACAAGUCAAGCUGCAAGACAUCCUUCAUGGAAGAGAAGACGAACGUGGACGACGCUAUGAAAGAACAUGCCUUGCAUCUGCAGCAGAAAGAGUUCCUGGUGCAAGCAACAGAGCAAUUAUGCAAGAUCAACACAAACAUCGAGAAGCUGAACGCAAACAAGCUCAAUCUCUACAACCUCAAGGCUUCUACCGCGAAAGAAGCAUUCAUGAUCAGUGAGCAGAAUGAUCGAGCAGCUGCCUGGAGGAGGCACGAAGAUUUGGACACCAUCUAUCACGCUUUCAGCGGAGAAGAAGGAAGAUGGACAGGAGCUGACAUUGCCAUUGUUUGUAAAGCCUUUCAGGUUGUUGAAAGGAACAAGAUGUUUGUUUUUGUGUUGACAUGUGCGAAGGGACUCGGGAUUGGUGUGACAGAGUUGGAGCUGCAGAGAGUUCUAAAGACAGAUGUCGAUCGAGCUGUUAAGUUUCAACCAUCUCGGAAAAGGGAUGUUCCGACUUUGAGGACAAUCCUUGCAAGUUUGGACGUUGACAUGUCUCGUGCGAUCUCAUCAGAGUUGUUGAUGAGAUGUGAGAGACCAAAGGCUGAUUACAAGAACCUUUCUAUUGAUGUCCAUGUAGAACAUGUCGACUUGAAGUACAAACUCGAAAGAAUCAACAAGAUCAAGGCAAGAGUUGCUACUCUUCUGCAACAUGGUAUCAUCGAACAGGCGCAUCGUGAUGUUCAAGAAGCCAUGAAGCUUGACCCUGUCGACCCUAAGCUGAAAGAGCUCGAAGCCAAAGUCUUGCAAGCAAAGACGACCAACCAGCAGAACAAAGUUAGCGAGGUAUCGACAACCUUAGACGCCAUGAUGAACGCGAUAACGAGCAAGACAAGUCAACCAACUCAAGAUACAGAUGUUCCAACUUCAAGUUCCGGUCAGUUUGAGCUCAAAGUUGAGGAGAAAGAGAUGAGAAAUGACAUGUUGUACUAUCAGUAA